GAUUACAAAGCGAGAACUUAUUGAUUUGGUAAAGAUCGUCGCUAUCAAAGUGAGUAUUGAAGCAGUGUGAUAAUGGCUGCCAUUGUGUCCUCCUUGUCUUGCUCUGUGUGUCAACUAACUUGCUCCUCAGAGAGGAGCCUUGCAGAGCACACGAGAGGUCGAGGUCAUCAGAUCAACUUGGACCGUCAACGAGCUGCAGCACGUAAUGUGUUUGUGAGGGGAUUCCCCGCACACACCACCUUGACCUCUGACCUCUUGACGGACCUGUUCAAACAGUUCGGAGAAAUCACUAAAGUGUUUAUUAAGGAUACGUAUGCUAUUGUCACCUUCAAGACUGAGCCCAGUGCUACAGCAGCGUUGGGGGAACCCCCUCUACUGGAGGGGAAGCCCCUAGUCGUUAAACCCAGAGAUUACAAACCUCCCAACAAGUCUAAACCAUUGGCUAUGGACGUGCAGAAAAGCACUUCUAGGAGUUGUCUCCCAGUGCCUGGACAAGGAUUGGACCUCAUUAAGACUGCUACUACAUUGAGUGGUCAGCUGGAGCUAGUCUCCUACCACACUGCCAUGACCCAGGACACUAUUAGAGGGAUCCUCUCUCUCUCCUCGUACCUGGGGGCGCGACUAAAGGCACUCUUCCCUCAUUCUCUAUUACUACCAUUUGGUUCUCUAGUCACGGGACUAGGAACACUCACCUCGGAUGCUGACCUGUGUCUACUCAUGGAGCCACAGUACACACACUUGUUAGCUCCAGAUGCUUACUACCCUCCCAACGUCCUCGCGUUGUCACAGCAACCAUUGUCUGAACCACCCUCUCCCACUGACUCUAUUGGCUCCACCCACUCGACUCCUGAGCGUCCAAUCAAAUCGCAGGAUGCCCUCAAGGUGAUGGCUAGUUUGGUUCGGAGUACAGCAGGCUGUGAAAGAGUAUUUACUAUCAGAAGUGCACGUUGUCCCAUUGUCAGGUUCUACCAUCGCCCCUCCUCCCUUCAUGUUGACCUCUCUCUAGACAACGGGCUAGGAGUCCACAACUCACGUCUCCUAGCAGCGUACUGUCGGUUUGACCUCCGUGUGACCCCUCUAAUCCGAGCCACGAAGCUGUGGAUGAGAGAGGCGGGACAGAGGAGGGUCAACUCUUACGCUACUUCUCUGAUGGUGAUCCAUGCUCUACAACACACAAGCCCUCCGGUACUACCCUGUCUACAAGAGCUGGGACCAUGGCAACGGAAUAUGGAGUGGUUUAAACAGCACACCCCAUCUGAUCAUGUGACUAUCGAGCCGUGGUCAUGUGACUUCACACCCAUAGAAUCUCUGAAGCCAUCCAACAACACAGACAGUCUAGGUGCUCUGUUUGCCCACUUCUUCCGCUACUAUUCCACGUUCCAGUUCCAAUCUCAAGUGGUGGCAGUUCAUACCAAUACACCCCUAAGCCACGCCCAGGCUAACGAAGGUCUCCAGCGACCAAUGGGAAUAAGCUCUGCUCUUGUAGUACAAGAUCCAUUUGAUCGCUCGCACAAUAUCUGCAAGAAUGUGAGCAAACAAAUCUUCUCUGAACUGACUGCUCUACUAGCUGGGGCAUUGCAGUGCCUCUCUGGGGAAUCCCCCACUCUAUUGGAACUAUACACCGUCCAACCAUUACCGCCCACUCACUCCUCGAGCAAGUACGUGUCCUUACAUCUCAAGACUAUAGCUAGAUUAUUAGAGGAGACUGGACUGGUGCCCACAGACCUCGAUCUGACCAAUCAAAUCACUCAACAAUCUCUGCAUCGAUUCAUUGCCCACCAAAUCGUUUCGUUAAUGAAGAACAAGUUUGGCUUUCAUUGUGAACCUGUGCUAGAUCAUGUGAUACCACCAACAGAUCAUGUGAUACCACCAACAGAUCAUGUGACACCACCAACAGACCAUGUGACUCACUCGGACAAUCCUGUUGAAGAUAUGACUAUUGAACAUUCUGAAGAUGAUGAUGAUAGUAACGAGUCUGUUACCAUGGACACUGUUGCUAGGAAACGUCAUCUAACGGACAGCCCACCUCCUGCUGAGAGUAAACGUGUUAAGAGCGCUUCUCCGAGUGUGUCUCCACUGAACACACUCCACACAAUAGUCGCCUCCCUCCCACACACAAGCACCUACACUUGUAUUGCCUAUGAGAACACUUGGAUCGGCUGUAGACAGAAGAGACGUGACGGUAGUAUGGCCACCAGCUUACCUGUACCUGAUACGCCUUUAUUAGAGGUAUCACUGAGUGUGUGUGGGGGCGGACGUGAGGGCUUAGGGAGGGUGUGUGUGAGUGCCCCCCGCCCACACCACAAAGCACACGCUGAUAACUGGUUCGCAGUGUUCAAGCCUCUAGUCAUUAACUACUGAGAACCAUGAUUACAUAUCGAUGACAGUAUACUGUACGAAUUGAAACUGAAUAUGAACAAAUAUAUUAUUAUAUAAUGUGCUAAAUUAUAGCAUUCAUUUUAUUGUGGCAUGUAUUCUUCUUAUAAUUAUUUUAUUGAUAACUUGUUUUUCAUACAUUAUCAUGUACAUCAUUAUAUCAUAAUUAUUAUACAAAAAGA
Messenger RNA from Halichondria panicea, 2558 nucleotides. RefSeq names its product speckle targeted PIP5K1A-regulated poly(A) polymerase-like. Gene Ontology annotation, molecular function: nucleotidyltransferase activity; zinc ion binding; RNA binding. The record is from RefSeq and is a predicted model, not a curated record. The transcript has 6 exons. Lineage: Eukaryota; Metazoa; Porifera; Demospongiae; Suberitida; Halichondriidae. Gene Ontology annotation, biological process: RNA 3'-end processing. Bases 73 to 2361 code for a protein of 762 amino acids.